AUGCACCUUACUGGCAAGUCAUACUUAUAUAGUCAAAGGCCUUACCUGUCUUUUCGUCAAGAAAGGAUCUAUACAACUUCACUUAGAUUGUUCUAGAUCUAUGAUUGUCGAUGAUUGGUGAUUACUCGAAACUUCUAGUCGGUCUAUUGUUGAUCCUGAUUUACCUGUUGACCUGAUGAUCGAAACCGGGCCAUUUUUUGGGGGGAAAGAAGAAGGAACAGUCGGUCUAGCACAAUUUUUUGUGUAAUUGAUUGUUAACUAAACAUAUAAUCUUCUCGAUUAUCGAUAUUUGUGGGAAUAAAGUCUUUACAUACAUAUUAUGAUGGUACACUGCAGCACAUGUUUGUUUAGCAAAUAAUAAUUUGGAAUAGUUUUUGCACGUUGUCCUGUGGAUCCUGCUUGUCUCAUAUGCCAGAAACAUUGCUACUAGUAUUGUUUAUGAAAAACAAAACUAUAUUUUGUAACAUCAGAUGAAAAACUAUACAAGACGUAACUAUACACCAAGUAUUAAAAGACUGAAAAUUUAGCCAAUUUGAAUUUGAAUGGAUUUACUUAUAAUUUAUGUUGUUUAAUCACUCAAUCUAACUUUAACUUAAUCUUAGAACUAAGAGUUCUGAAGAAGCAUAAUUAAUAAAUCUGUUAUUUGAUAUCAUGGAUUUUGAUAAAUACAUUAAAGAAGACCCAGAAGGGGUUUACAAUCUACAUUUUUUAAACAAGGACAAGCUCACUGUAUAUGAGAUAAAGCAAAUAUUUUCAGUUUUUGGAAAUGUUUUAGGUGUAAAUGUUACUAAGGAUGAAACUGGAUUUAGAUUUGUUAAGUAUGGAACUUUAGAUGAAACAAUAGCUUGUAUAAAAGGUUUAGAAGAUAGUAGUAAGAUACAGUUACUGCUAGAAAGAAGUAAAAUGAAGGAUAGAAAGAUGAAUAGAAAAGAUUUCAAUGGUGAAAACUUGUCAAACAAUGGAGGAAACAGCACUCAUAAAAUUUUCAAUGAGAAUAGUGGAUCUAAUGACAUUUUAAAUAUUUCUCAAAAUAUUUCUCAAAAUUCUGUAUAUAAUCAUAAAUUGAUUUCAAAUGUAACUAAAGAAAAUUCAUCAGUAUUUGAUGAAAAAUCUUUGAGACAAACUUCCAAGGAGAAUAACUCUUCAGUUACAAUGGAUUAUGAAAAGUACUAUAGGACAACAAAAGGAGGUUUUAGUGUACAUUUUGCAAAUAAGAAAGGAUUAUGUCCAGAAUAUAUAAAAGAUACAUUUUCAUCUUAUGGCACUGUUGUAUCCAUAUAUGAAGGAGGAGGCGGUCCCAAUGGAUUGAAAAUCAUAAGUUAUAAAACAUUAGAUGAAGUAAUAAAUUGUUUAAAAGGUCUUCAAAAUGAUAGCCAGAUAUCGUUGUUACCACAAAAAGAUAAAUUGGGAAGCGAAGCAAAAGCAACUAAUCAAAACAGUUCGAAUCAAUGGCAGGCAGCAAAGAUGGAAGAUACUUCACAACAGAUGUUUAGUACUGAUGAACAAUUUGAUUCAAACUCUACUCAUGAGAAUAAUAAACAGGAAAAAUUAUCGGAAUAUAGAGGCAAACCAUUUUACAGUUCAAGAAAUUUUGAUUCAAAUAAAUUCCAAGGAAAUAAUUUUUUAGAUACUGCUCGCAAUUCAGGGCAUGACUAUAAAUAUAAUGUAGAUGAAAUUAAACAGAAUAAUGCGGGUUUUCAAACAUUUGAUGAAAUAUAUUCAUUUUCAGAACAACAAAAUCCCAUUAAUAAUGAAGAUUAUAAUCAAGUAAUGAGAAAAAAGCAAGAAGAUACUAAAUUAUAUUCUUUAAUGAAGACUGAGACAGAUAGCAAAAUCGAUAAAAAUAGGCGAUUCGGCAUACAUGAUCAGAAAAUGCCAAUGUUAGUUUCUAAUGCAGAAAUGAAGUCAAAAGAAUUUGAUGUGACACCCACAUUAAACAAGACUACAAAUUCAUCUAAAAUUGCGUACAUCCCAAUGCAAGAUAUAAUUGUUGCUAAUAUUCAUCAAAAUUAUGGCGUGCAUUACAUUUUACAUUUAUUUGAGAAAUUUAGUCCAGUUUCAGCAACGGUUGUUAAGACAAUUUCCAAAACUAAUAUACGAUAUUGUCACAUUUAUUUCAAAACUGUACAAGAUGCUGUAGCUGUUGAAGAAGAAUUUGAUAAUUUUGAUUUAUUUGGAAAAAACCUUAUUGUUUUACGAGAAUCACGUUUGAUAAAUGAAGCGUAUACAUAAUUUUGUCUUUUUCUUAUAUCGAAUUAUUGUAAGUUUCUCUUUUGCUAUUAAUAUUGUUAUCAAUAUUGUUAUAUAAUUAAGUUAUUUGAUUUAUAUUAAAAUACAGCAGAAGAUUUACGGGUUACCCCUGUGUUUUUGUCCAUUACUAAUGCCAACGUUUCAUGAAACUUUACCGUUUACUUCAUCAAGGCGAGGAGCGCACUGAUAUGUAUCUGAUGAAGUGAGUGGUAAGUUUCACGACAUUAGUAAUGAACAAAAAACAUAGAGAUAACUCGUAAACCCUCUUGUAUCUUCAAAGAUAACAGCCAUAAAAGCCUAAAAAGUAUUGUAUUAAAAUAAUUUUUGAUAUAUACAAUACAAUAGCACACAUAUAUCAGUAUAAUCUCGUAAAAGUUGAUAUAACAUUUUGGUAAUAAACUAAA
Molecule: messenger RNA, 2654 nt
Organism: Trachymyrmex septentrionalis
Lineage: Eukaryota; Metazoa; Arthropoda; Insecta; Hymenoptera; Formicidae
Exons: 3
Coding region: 652-2232 (526 amino acids)
Molecular function (GO): RNA binding
Source: RefSeq, a predicted model, not a curated record